AUGGAACGAUAUCCAACUUCCACAGACGUGGUGUAUCCUGCUUCCUUGCCUACUGGCUCAAUCUUGGUUGAUCCUGCUGCAGAACGGAUAUUUUCAAUGGAAGUCUCUGGCAAUGCUCACAGUAUUGUGAGAGCUCUGCUUAAUGCUGAAUCUGCUAGGGGAUGCGACUUAUACGUGUCGCGGUUUCCCUGCUCGCUUUGCGUGAAAAUGGCUGUCCAAGCUGGUGUUCGCAAAAUCCACUACUUUCCAUCGGAGGAUUGGGAAUUGGGAAACCUUGAAAACGACGCGGAUAUGACGGCAUCCCCUCUUCGAUUAUCUCUUUUACCAUCUUCAGCCAUUCCAUGGCAGCACUUGUCUUCAUCACCACCAGCGUUUCAUUCACCGCCAAAGGGAAACGAAAACCUCACAUCAACUCCUCCAAGGCCGGAAACAAAACGUGAAAAAAAUAUAAAGGCCGUACAAAGACUUAUAUCAAACAAUCCGAUUGGACUCUCAAUGUAUGUCCCGUAUUGGGUAGGAGAUCAUGCAACAGAGAGUGAUUCUGGCGGUAUGGAACUCGAUGAAGGACAAACCCUUGCGUGGGCUCUGGAUGAUUCAAUUGCCUCUAGUCCCGCCAUCUACCCCAAUUAUGGACCAAUCAAGACACGAUUCAAUUAUACUGCUACAGUCCUACAAGCUCUACAAGAUCGAUAUCAGGUACCGUGUCGAAAAGUAGUUGGCGGUGUUGAUGCUGGAGUGGUUGACGCAUCUGAGUUGUGGAAACAUGCAAUGGUAUUGGCACAUAUCGCCUCUAAACGAACAGAUGAUCCAAAGGUCGGUGUUGGAGCUGUAAUCAUCAGUCCCAGUGGAAAAUACGUGGCGGUGGGAUGGAAUGGAUUUCCAAGAAAGUCCGCAAUCCUUGACUAUCCAACCGGGGGAUCCGAUGAUCUUCUUGAAACGGAUGAUUUAAAGUACUCAUACAGUUUGCAUGCCGAGCAAAACUGCUUACUGAACAAUCGCGCUCGGGGUUUGUCGCUCGAGAAGUCUGUUAUAGUGACGACAAAAAUGCCCUGUGAUGAGUGUUCUCCCAUCAUUCGAGACUGUGGCAUCAAGACGGUCAUAACAAAUCCUCAAAGGACCAAACGCCCUGAUGACACGAGAGGCCUUCGAUAUGAUAAGAUCAACGGCCUAAUGGACGAGAUUUACACGUUCGACGUGAAGUAA
Synchytrium microbalum is the source of this 1203-nucleotide messenger RNA. RefSeq lists its product as uncharacterized. The record is from RefSeq and is a predicted model, not a curated record. Gene Ontology annotation, molecular function: catalytic activity. NCBI's taxonomy places the organism in Eukaryota, Fungi, Chytridiomycota, Chytridiomycetes, Synchytriales, Synchytriaceae. The transcript has 8 exons. The coding region runs from base 1 to 1203 and encodes 400 amino acids.